Lacerta agilis (Sand lizard) is the source of this 2757-nucleotide messenger RNA. RefSeq names its product SH3 and cysteine rich domain (gene STAC). Gene Ontology annotation, biological process: skeletal muscle contraction; positive regulation of protein localization to plasma membrane; positive regulation of voltage-gated calcium channel activity. The transcript is spliced from 11 exons. Lineage: Eukaryota; Metazoa; Chordata; Lepidosauria; Squamata; Lacertidae. The coding region runs from base 167 to 1390 and encodes 407 amino acids. The record is from RefSeq and is a predicted model, not a curated record. Gene Ontology annotation, cellular component: extrinsic component of cytoplasmic side of plasma membrane. Gene Ontology annotation, molecular function: transmembrane transporter binding.
GGCGGCGAGGAGCUCCCCCACUUGCGAAUAAGAACCGCGCCGCGCCGGAGGAGAGUUCCUUCGCCGGGCAGGAAUGGCGAAGCCGGAGCACGUGAAAUAAAAACCAGCGGCUCCCGGAGCUCUCCUGCCUCCCCAGACGGGAGGCUUUUCCGUCCGAGAGGCCAACAUGAUUCCGCCCAGCGACGCGACAGAAGUCAGCCCGGAGGACGUGGAGAAGGACCGCGACCCGGAGAGCCCCGAGCAGCCGCCUUCGCCUGCCUCCACCACCAGCCAGGAAUCCAAGCUCCAGAAACUGAAACGAUCGCUGUCUUUCAAGACCAAAAGUUUACGGAGUAAAAGUGCAGACAACUUUUUCCAGCGGACAAACAGUGACAUGAAGUUGCAGGUAGAUUUGCUAUCAGAAAUCAGCCCCAGAACUGGCCAGCUCUCAACCUCUGAAAGUCAGACAUCUACUCCAACCAUCGUCCAACACCAACAGGAAAGCAACAAGACUCACAUUUUCCAGGAGCACAUAUUCAAAAAGCCUACGUUCUGUGACAUCUGCAACCACAUGAUUGUAGGGACAAACGCUAAACAUGGACUGCGCUGCAAGGCAUGCAAGCUGAGCAUUCACCACAGAUGUGCAGAGAGCAUUGGACAGCAACGCUGCAUGGGCAAACUACCCAAAGGUUUUCGCCGUUACUACAGCUCUCCACUACUCAUUCAUGAGCAGUUUGGCUGCAUCAAAGAAGUAAUGCCUAUUGCUUGUGGCAAUAAGGUUGACCCUGUCUAUGAAACACUUCGCUUUGGAACUUCCUUAGCCCAGAAAAUGAAGAAAGGCAGUUCUGGGAGCAGCUCAGAUUCACCAAAAAGGAACUCAACAUCAGAUUUGGCAGAGGUUCCCGAGGAAGGUGAUAGUCCUGGAAGCGUAUUGGACAUAAACAGGAAACGCAGCAAUAGUGUGUUCACAUACUCAGUAAAUGGUACCACGGACUUUGGAGAUGAACCGAAGAAAAUAAACUCCAUGCUACAGGGAUCUCUCAAUAAAGACGCAGUACAGACAAAUGCCUAUGUUGCCUUGUACAAAUUUGUACCACAAGAGAACGAAGACUUGGAAAUGAGGCCAGGAGAUAGGAUCACACUUCUGGAGGACUCAAAUGAAGACUGGUGGAAGGGGAAAAUAGAAGACCGAGUUGGCUUUUUCCCAGCAAAUUUUGUUCAAAGAGUACAACAAGAUGAACAUGUCUUCAGGUGUAUCAGAACGUUUAUUGGAUGCAAGGAGCAGGGGCAGAUAACCCUGAAAGAGAAUCAAAUCUGUAUUACUUCAGAAAAGGAACACGGCGGCUUUAUCAAAGUAUGCAGUGGAAAGAAAAAGGGCUUCGUCCCUGUAGAUGCCCUAGAAAACAUCUGAGUUUUCCCUGUUCAACCACUGCAAUUGUGAUGCUUUGUUGGCGAGACCUGCCUGCCUCAUCUUGCACUGUGUAACCCUCAACGAAGCAGUCUUGCAGAUGACCAAGGAAAUCAUAUGACAACCACAAUGAUCAGUUGAUAUCAGACAUUUAAGCAACAAGAGAUGGUUGGUCAACAACAAUCAGGAAUGGAGCCAGACAAGAGUGGCAUGAGGCUUAGGAAAGGAAUAGCUUGUUUACUUUUUAAAAUAAGUGAAAAGUUAAACUGGAUAAUUUUUUUGAGCAAGGCUGCUAACUAUUACACUCAUGGGAACAGACAACUAAACUUAGAUCUGCACCCUGUUCAUGUGUCUUAAGAAAACUGUUUGGGACUUCUUUCUCAUUUGAAGUGUGAUUGAAUGAGUAAGGGUUCAGACCUUUUCCAUGUAUUACUACAGCUUGAAGUAUAUAGUGUGAGUCUGGUCCUAAAAUGUUGUCCAUGGUUUUAGAGAAUCGGCACAAUGUUUGUUUCUGACUUUUUUCACUUGGGAUGAACUGUGGAGCUGUUGGUUUAGGAAACAGUCUGUGGUCUGGACUUCUCUGUGAUUUUUUAUAUAUGUUGCUGUGGCGAUCUUAUACGUCCUUUGGGUUUCUUGUAUACAAGCAAAGAUUUUAGCACAUGUUGGAUGUAAAUGUUUAAACAGCUGAUGAACAAGCACUAUUUCCCCAAAGCAGGCCUAGUCCAAAAUAGUCUUUUCCUUUUCCUUCUGUAGGAAAACUGGGUUGCAGAAUUUUUCUAUUUUUCUGAUAUUGUUUGAGCAUAUUUUUAAUAUAUGUGUGUAUAUAGCAUGUUCCUGUUUAUAUGGUUAACCAAUUUCAUUUCACAACAGGGGAAAAUACGAUUCUAGCUGACAAAAAACACUGAGUGGAAUAAAAACAUACUGAGGUAAUACAUUUGUGAACAAAUGCAACCAAAUUCAAAAGACCAAAGGUGUUAGCAAUUCACCUUGAAGCACAUGCCAGAAACAAUCCAACAUAAAGUUAGGCGCAUUUUAGCUUAUUGACUUACAAGACUUAAGCACGCCUAGUUUUGGAAUCUGGCCACAGAUGGGAACUGCAACUAUAAAACCAGAAUUUCCCCCACUGUUUCAAAUUGUGGUUCAACGAGCAAUCUAGUCAGAAGCUCUGUCUGCAUCAAGGAAUCAUCCUUGAGGCUGCGCAGAAUUUAUGGGCCUGUGCAGAAUUUACAAGGUACACAACAAUUCAGAGACUUAAGUAACAAGCAAUGUAUUGUUGUCCAACGUUUACUGUUUUAAGAGUUCCAAGCCCCUCUCGUUCUUCUUUUUAUAAAUCAACUAUCUAGAAAUUCCCCUUUGAACAAGUUUUACCA